Molecule: messenger RNA, 1049 nt
Organism: Colossoma macropomum (tambaqui)
Lineage: Eukaryota; Metazoa; Chordata; Actinopteri; Characiformes; Serrasalmidae
Gene: higd1a
Product: HIG1 hypoxia inducible domain family, member 1A
Exons: 4
Coding region: 142-444 (100 amino acids)
Biological process (GO): mitochondrial respirasome assembly
Cellular component (GO): mitochondrion
Source: RefSeq, a predicted model, not a curated record
CAUUCACGAGGAGCGCGUCAUCGUUGCGUCACAGAGAGCGUCCUCGUGCUCCGUCCCCGUUACCCAACAGUGAAGAAGCUGGUGCUGAAAGAGCGCGCGCGGACCAGCGGCACACAGAGACCAGCUUAAAGUUCAGCCAAGAUGUCGUACUCUGCAGUGGACAAUUAUGAGGAGUCCAAGCUCCUCAGGAAGGCCAAGGAGAACCCAUUCGUUCCUGCUGGAAUGGCUGGAUUCUUUGCGAUUGUGGCGUACAGACUCUUAAAGCUGAAGCAGAGAGGGAACAUGAAAAUGUCUGUCCAUCUGAUCCACAUGCGUGUAGCAGCCCAGGGAUUCGUGGUUGGAGCGAUGACCUUAGGUGUGGUCUACUCCAUGUACAAAGACUUUGUUCUGAAGCCGGCGGAGGCGCAGAAAGCCCUGGAGCAGAAAGCUUUGGAGGAGAAGUGAAGAGCGGCAGAACUUAGUGUAGUCAUAUUUUUGGACCCUUGUAUUUUCUUAGUACCUCAGAUGUUCCUUGAUAUUUAUUCUUAACAUAAUGUACUGACAUGUUUUAUAAUACGUGUGAGAGGGUUUUAGAAGAGUUUAGUCUUUCUUGUCGUUCUAUUAGGAAACCAGGCCAGCAUAUAACGUGGCAGCUGACCUUUUCCAGGCUGGUAUGUGACGUGGCUGACGUGCUGCAGUUUACACAGUGCUAAUGUAAAGUGAACGUCAGCCGUUCCUCAUAAACUCUUAUAUAGCAGCUCUUUAUGGGUUCUUUUUUGGGUUCUUUACUGUCUGCAGAACCAUUCAGAUGCAGAGAUGUUCUGAUGAAAUCUUUCUCACUCAUGCAGUGUUGGGUACAAAACAGUUUUCAUGCUAUUCUGUGAUUUAACGUGUCUUUUUGAACUCAUAACGCCAUUCGUGUACAAACAGGAUUCUGCAACUCUCAGCCACAGUUUAUAUGUGUAUAUAAAAUUAUUAUUGUCUCUGUCAUAUCGCAUCCUCAUGUGAACAUUUCAUGACCAAUAGAAAUGGUCCAAAAUGACUUGGAAUAAAAUCUUAUUUACAGUUUA